CCUCCUCCCGGGUCUGCGCGGACGCGUUUUCCUUACCUCAUUUGUUCUCGCCCCUCCCCGUCCCUCUACGCGUUUUGGUUCCUGGUUGGUGCUUCCCGGUCGCAGCCGCGGCAGUGACAGCAUCACAGUUACCGACCUUCCAUGAUGUUUGGUGGUUAUGAGAGUAUAGAAGCAUAUGAAGAUGACCUUUAUCGUGAAGAGUCAUCCAGUGAACUGAGUGUUGAUAGUGAAGUGGAAUUUCAGCUCUACAGCCAAGUUCAUUAUGCCCAGGAUCUUAACAAUGUCAUCACGGAGGAAGAACAUGAAGAAAAGAACUCUGGGGAUUCUGAAUCAUCUAGUAGUAAGCCAAAUCAGAAGAACUUAAUUAUCCUUUCAGAUAGUGAGGUCAUCCAGCUAUCUGAUGGGUCAGAGGUCAUCACUUUGUCUGAUGAAGAUAGUAUUUAUAGAUGUAGAAGAAAGAAUUUUAGAGUCCAAGCGAAAGAAAAGACCCGAGGUUCUCCUGCUUCUCUUCAUUCUAAUGAGUUGGAUGAUAAGAAAUACAAGAGGGAUAUUGAGAAACCUCAACCUGAAGAGAGAUCGGGUAUGAUCCGAGAAGUUAUGAUUAUAGAGGUCAGUUCAAGUGAAGAGGAAGAGAGCACCAUUUCAGAAAGUGACAACGUGGAAAGCUGGAUGCUCCUGGGAUGUGAAGUUGAUGAUAAAGAUGAUGAUAUCCUUCUCAAUCUUGUGGGAUGUGAUAACUCUGUUAAUGAAGGAGAAGAUGGUGUAAACUGGUUCAUCAGUGACAAAGACAUUGAGGCCCAGAUAGGUAAUAAUAGAUCAUCUGGAAGAUGGACCCACCGAUACUAUACGGCGAACAAAAACGUUACCUGUAGAAAUUGUGACAAAUGUGGCCAUUUGUCAAAAAACUGCCCCUUUCCACAAAAAGUUCGUCCCUGCUGCCUCUGCUCGGAGAGAGGACACCUCCAGUAUGCCUGUCCAGCCCGCUUUUGCUUAGACUGUUCUUUGCCUAUGUCGUCUACUCACAGAUGUCUUGAAAGACCUUCCUGGAGAAAACGAUGUGACCGAUGUGAUAUGAUAGGCCACUAUGCUGAUGCUUGCCCAGAAAUCUGGAGGCAGUAUCACCUAACGACUAAACCUGGACCACCCAAAAAGCCGAAGACCCCUUCUGGACAAUCAGCCUUAGUGUAUUGCUACAACUGUGGUCAAGAAGGCCAUUAUGGACACGAAUGUACAGAAAGGCGGAUGUUUAACCAGACCUUUCCAACAUCUCCAUUCAUCUACUACUAUGAUGACAAAUAUGAAAUUCGGGAGAGAGAACACAGAAUAAAACGAAAAGUAAAAGAACUCCAGAAAAAUGGGGAUUUUCCCAGGCAGUUCAAGAGGCCGCAUGUGAAAGCAGCAAACCAGAGGUCCCACCAUGAGAUGAGGAAGAGCCAGGCCUCAUGGAAAAACACCAGGUGGCCUCAAGAAAAGAAGGAAACCCAAAAAGAAAUGAUGAGCAGAAACAACAAAGAGCGUGAAAAGCACAGGAAGGCUGACAGGCGUCAUGACAUGGAUGAGGACUUUCCCAGGGGCCCAAAAACACACUCUCCCCCUGGCACUUUCAAACCCCAGAAGCCUCGCAAGUCCUUUCACCACUCCCACUCCCACAAGCCAAGAGAAGACAAGCUGCCCAAAGAGGGCAAGCGGAGCAAGCAUAGGAAAAAGGAGAGCUGCCUGGAGGAGGACGACAAUGAUAAUUUAUUUCUCAUUAAGCAGAGGAAAAAAAAGUCUAAACUGUGAGACAGCUUCUGAUUUGGCUUUCCACUGUUAGUCUGGUCUUCAUAUCUACAACAUUCUGGCAAUAUUUUUGUUCUCUAAGAUUGAAUAAUGUGACUUUUUUGGGGUGUUUUUGUUUUUGUUUUUAAUGCCAGCCAUACCUACAGCUGCUGAACAAAGACCUUAGAGAUCUGUUCUCUGUGUCCAAUGGGUUAUUAGGUAAGGAAACAGAAAGAUAAAUUCAGACUUCUUCCCCUCUUCCAGCCUGUCAUUUUUACUCAGAAUCUUACAGGUAGGAAGAAUUAAUCUUUUCAAGAGAAUAGUAAAAAGUGCUUUGAACAAAUAAAAGCUCAUCAAAUGUAAUUCAUCUGCAGUGUAUGUAAAUUAAAUCCUUGCAGGAAGAAAAAUUAACGCUAAUAUGAAAAAUUCAUCAGUCUUUUUCUUCAUUACUCUUUUUUUAACAUUGGAAAUAUAACUAUAAAUUUAAGUUUCUGAUGCUCCCAAAGCUGGUGUCAGAAUCUUUCUCUGGUCAGAGAUUGUGGGCUGAAAAAUGAAGGUGUCAUUAGAGCCCUCAAGAGGCAGGGGAUUGAGCUACUGCAAAAUACAAAUAAGGAAUCCAUCCAGCCUAAAUGUCACGAGACAGUUCCUAAAACAAGAGAAAAAGUCAUCAGAACUUUUGACAUAACCACCGUGAAAUCAUUUUUACAGCCAAACUUCAAGAAGACUGUCACUCAGCUAUAUAAAAAUGAAUAUUGUCCAACUUUAAAAAUUGUUCUGUUUUCAUGGGUUUUUUAACUUCCACAGAGCUAUACAGGAAUUUUUGUACUUGUGAACCUUUUGUACUUAUCAAAGUAUAA
Messenger RNA from Pteronotus mesoamericanus, 2615 nucleotides. It is a transcript of the gene ZCCHC7, whose product is annotated as zinc finger CCHC-type containing 7. The transcript is spliced from 9 exons. Gene Ontology annotation, cellular component: TRAMP complex. Gene Ontology annotation, molecular function: RNA binding; zinc ion binding. Gene Ontology annotation, biological process: nuclear polyadenylation-dependent snRNA catabolic process; nuclear polyadenylation-dependent rRNA catabolic process; nuclear polyadenylation-dependent CUT catabolic process. The record is from RefSeq and is a predicted model, not a curated record. The coding region runs from base 142 to 1782 and encodes 546 amino acids. NCBI's taxonomy places the organism in Eukaryota, Metazoa, Chordata, Mammalia, Chiroptera, Mormoopidae.